Molecule: messenger RNA, 765 nt
Organism: Prorocentrum cordatum
Lineage: Eukaryota; Dinophyceae; Prorocentrales; Prorocentraceae
Source: the annotation of a GenBank genome assembly
GCUCUGGAAUCAGAGAACAUGAACGACAUAGCGCAACUCAGGACCUGCAUGGAGGAGCUGGAACAGAUGAUGGCGGAAGAGGACCAGGACAUGGGAUUUGCAGCGCAGGGGGUGCAGCGGGUCCUCUUUCAGCCGCCGUCCGAGGAGACCAGCACGCAGGCCCAGAUGCAGGAGCUCAGGGGCUUGCUCAUUGGCAUGGCCAGAGAUGCCUACCAGAUACCUGUCGAUGCCCCGUUGUCGCCGACGUUAGUUGCGGCCGCGCCAGUCCGCGGGACUGCUGUGAACACCGCAGAGGUAGACAUUUUCCCAGAUUCUAAAUCUGCCACCGAGCUUGUAACUGGCGAGGCGGCCAUUGCAGAGCAUGGUGCGUUGGCAAAGUUGGCGGCCAUCACCUUCAGUGGAUCGAUUGUUGUUGAUGUUCGCCCCCGGCUCGCGUCUAUCAGCGAUUGCCCCGCUGACUCUGUUGCGAAAAAAGUCGCGCGCGACGCCGGGCUCUGCGUUGCGCAGUUCAAUGCCAAGUCCGUGUAUGAUCGGCAGUCCAAGGGUUUCAGAGGCAAGCGCAGGCUCAUGAGGAUUCGAAUCCUGGGAGCUCAGUUUGAGAAGAUUGGGCUCCGCAUCGUCGGGUUUCAAGACAGUAGGAACCCCGAGGGCAUCAGGAUGUCGGGGCCUUUCCUCGCUGUCUCCUCUGGGGCUGCUAGCGGGGGUCUAGGAUGCGAGCUGUGGCUCGACAUGGAGGAGCCGCUUGCGACCCACAAGGAUAAGGAG